AUGUACAACGUACCACCACCAUACAACUACUGCCAACGGUCACCAUGCUAUUCCGAAGGAGACGAUCGGAUAUAUAAGAAACGACGAACUGAGAUCACCGGGAAACAACGAAUUGCGGCUAAUGAACGAGAGAGAAGAAGGAUGAAUAGCAUCAAUCGUGGCUUCGAUUAUUUGCGGCAAAGAUUACCGAGCAAUACAAACGAAAAGAAACUAUCCAAGGUGGACACCUUGAGAGGCGCCAUGGAGUACAUUCGACAACUACAGGCCGUACUCGAACAACAAUUACCGAAUGAUGUCAAGACCGAGCAUAAGAUUCUUAUCGAUGGUGUUGGUGAAGAAUCCUCUCUGUAUAUGGUAUCAUGGCGGCGCACGCCGGAAAAAUAUGGUGGGAUCCAUGAAACGUCUCGAGGGCCAGUUGUCUACCAGAAAGACGUCUGGGUCCCUGAUACUCACUAA
Haemonchus placei is the source of this 456-nucleotide messenger RNA. The record is from the annotation of a GenBank genome assembly. Lineage: Eukaryota; Metazoa; Nematoda; Chromadorea; Rhabditida; Trichostrongylidae.